AUGUCUGAUAUACCGAUUAAUUGCCUCGAGGAAAUUUUCAAAUAUCUAGAGGAUGACAGAUAUUCGUUCUACUCUUUUCUAUUAGUUAACCGUAAUUGGUGUAACGCAGCGGUCCCAAUUAUUUGGAGAGAGCAUUGGUCGCCGCCAAACGCCAAAAUAAUAGAAACGUAUCUAGCAUGCCUUCCCGAGCAAGAUAGGGACGUUCUACUGGACCAAGGUGUUGAUCUCCCGGAUGCGCCUGAACCAUUGUUCAACUACCCUAGGUACCUGAAAAUUCUCGAUUGCGCAUGGCUCGAGGAAUCAAUCUACGCAUAUCUUACGGUGGACGGGCCUUUGGAACCCGAGGACAUAGUUCAGCUUUCGUCGAUGCUAUCCAUGAUCUGUAAACUUAUAAUCAACUGUACCGAUGGAUUACGCGGUCUUGAGGUUGGCGAUUGGAAAGAGCAUUAUAACAUCCCUGAAUUGGCAUCAUUGCCCAGAGUACGCAAAGCGCUGUCAGGUUUGAAUGAACUUCAUAUUCACGGAACGUGUUAUACCGUUACGCUUGAUGGGUUGGAUAAUUUGUCGAAUCUGAUAACAGUGUUGACUCAUUUCUCGAACAAUAUCCAGUUUAUGAACAUUGAUUGCUGUCACGUUGAUAAAAGAUUAGGGAAAAGGUUACCGGCGUUAAUUGCGUCGCAGAAUAACUUGCGACAUCUGCUGAUGGAAGACACUAGUCAGGAUUCGACUCUGUCAGCAAGUUUGAUUUCUGCCCUCUCGAAUCAAUUCAAUUCUCUAAGAGUGUUGGCAAUUUCUAGAUUUCCUAUUGAUGAGGUGUUCUUACUUAAACUAUCAAGAUGUACGAAAUUGGAAUCCAUGAACAUAUUUCACUGCAGAUACGUGGAGGGCGACAAUAUUUUGUUACAAAGGAUUAAGUCCCAAAUUAAGCUUUCACUUUCAAGGAUAACCUGUCUGAACAACAGUGGGAACAGCGAGAUCCUAUCAGAAAUAAUAGAAAUGGCAAAACAAAAUCUUACAGUAUUGGUCACGGACGACAUUGGCGCAAAUGUUCUACAAUCCCUAAGCACUUCUUGCGUAAAUCUUGAAUAUUUUAUGAUGAACAUUAAUACAGAAAUUAUUCCUAAACUUUCCUUGUUAUUAGAACUCAACAUCAAACACCUGAUAUUACAUUCCGAGUCGACUUCCAUCAAUUUCACUACAGAAAUGUUGGUCGAGAUCGGACAGUCCUUGCCUCUGAGUUUGGAAUAUUUAGACAUCGAUUUCGUUGUUGAUUCUGGUGAGUUGGAAGUAAUACUAAGAGAAUGCCGGGCUGGUAUAAAAAGGUUAGGAAUGAAAUUGGCGAUUGAUCCCAAUGUUAGAGCGGGAGUUAAUGAUCAAUUUCUGGAGGUAAUCAUCAAUUAUGCGAAGCGAAGGGAAGGUAAAUUCAAAGAACUGAGAAUCGAUCGAGGACGCGAGUUUUUAAAGGACAAACAUUUUUCAAAAGGGAUGCUAGCGAGAACAUCGAAUUUAUUCGAGAUCUCACACGAGUAUAAAGAUUCUUGGAAUUAUUUUAGAUAA
This is a messenger RNA of Acaulospora morrowiae, 1557 nucleotides long. The record is from the annotation of a GenBank genome assembly. Lineage: Eukaryota; Fungi; Glomeromycota; Glomeromycetes; Diversisporales; Acaulosporaceae.